CUAAGCAGGUUUUUUGUACGUCGUGCUGGCACGACUGACGCGCGACCGUUUUAGACCAACCAACCGUUCCGAUCGUUUCCGACAAUUUUCGUUGUGCGUUCCAUUGACUCGAACUGCUUUCGAAAUUUGUAUUUUUAUCGUUUGAUCGACCAGUGAGCGGCGAUACGCGAUCGGCGAGUAUUGCACGACGACCUACGCAGAAGCAUAAGGUUUGACAUGUAGCGAAUGACGAGAUCUGGACGAGCGGCAAGCGGAUACUUUGUUUUGCACCUCUUAUGCACGUCGACCUCCAGAAUUUGUCGAGAUGAGUGCGGUACAGGAUGAGGACGAGCGCAGAAGACGCUCGCUGGAGGCUGGCAGAGAACUGCUGGAGAAGUACAAGGCAAGGCGGUCCACCAAGGGCAAGGGCACAUGUAUGGACCAAAGUGUGGAACAGUCGGACGACGAAUCGUUGCACAAUGAAAAGGCCAUGUCACAUAAGGAAUCUGUGGCCAAUGAAGGUAUAUCUUCACGAGACAUAACGCACAGCAGCGUCAGCAUAAGCGAGGGAGAAGCUGAUGCUGACUUGGAUGGACUGGCUGGACGAGUUGCGGAAUUGGAGGAGUUGUUGCAAGGCAAGGAAGCCAUAGUCGGAGCUUUAAAUGCAGAAAUCGAUCAUUUGCGAGCCGAAGCGUCCUCGCCAAAUUCAUCGCAGAGCCAUAAUAGCAGUACACAUGGAAGGGAGGUUAUAUCAUUGUAUCAUAUAAAAUUGCAGGAAUUUGAGAGAGCAGUAAAUCAACGCGACAAUCUAAUAGAACAUUUAACAGCCUCUUUGGAGCAAGCGCUAUCCGCACGUGACACUGUCACGGCGCAACUCAAUGCCUUGAACUUGGUGCAGUUAAACAAUCCUGUGAUAAAUAACGUGAACUUGCAGCAAAAGAUCGACGUUUUAGAGACGACGAUGAGCGAUCAAAAAGCAUUGAUUUGUCGGUUGAACGCGCAGUUGACAGAUAUUCGUAAACACGUACAAACGUUGGAGAUGGAAAGGGAAACGCGGAACGCGGAAAUCAACGAUUACAAGAUGCAAAUUGAUAAUUUGAAUGAGCAGAUACGCUUCGGUGCUGCAGAGAAGAACUUGAACAUCGACGAAACUUUAGAGCAGCAGAAGCAGUAUGAAGCACGCGUUGACAAAAUCAAACAAGAUAUGCAACACAUUUUAAACAAGUUCACCACUGUGACAAACGCUAAUGCAAUGCGUCAUCAGCACGAAUUAAAGGAUCUAACUUUCAAAAACGAGGCAGAGAUAGCAAACAUCAAAACAAAACACGAAGAAUGCACGAAGGUGCUGAAGGACGAAAACAAAACGUUAGCCGAUCGGUUGAAUAAAGAAUUGCCGGACUUGGAGAGCAGGCACGCCAAAGAACUGUCCGUCUUUCAGACGCAGUUAGCCUACUACAAGGAAACCGUCGAGACGUUGAAAGUGGAGCUAACGAGUCACGCCGACGCGCAAAGGAUCGCUCAAUCGGAAGUGCAGCUGUACAAAUCGAAGUUCGACGAGGUAAGAUUGGAGGCGGAGAACGAGCGGCGCAUGCAAAGUCUGCACUUCCAACGAGAGAAAGAACUGCUGAACGAGCAAAUCAAACUGCACAAGAUUCAGCUGGAGGAGAUCACGUCGAAGCACAUCGCGACUAUGAGCAUUCUCGAAUCGAAGGAGAGCAUCGAGCGUUCGCUGGAUCAGGCCCUAACGAACGCCGCUUCCCUGCGGCAGCAGAACGACGCGCUGAAAUUCAAGCUGGACGACCUGUCGUCCAGAUAUUCUACAGCACAAUCGAUACUCGAGAACAGCCAGUUGUACGACCAGGCCUCGAGCGGCAGAAUACACGAAUUGGAAAGAUCGUCAUCGCGGUUUGACGCUACGAGCAUGAGCACGAACAGCGAGCUGGCCGAAACCAUGUACAAAACGUUCGACGAGGAGGUCAUUCAGCAUCAGAUGAUGAAGCGGGAACUUGACGAGAAAACAGAGUUAGAAAAGCUGCUGGUUGACAGGAUCCACGCAAUCGAGGAGGAUUUGCUCAAGGCGAGGGACGAGUUGGAAGAGAGCAAUCUCGCGAAGGAGGCCUACGAGAAGCAACUGAAAGACAUGAAGAACACGUGCGACAAGCUGCAGCAGGAAGUCAAUUCGUUGCGCGAGCCAAGUUGCGCGACGCCUCGCGACGCUUCCGCUCGGGAAUACCCGGACGAUGCUUCGGCGAACGACGAGGGUGACUUGGCGCAACGGCUGAAGGAUCACCAGGAAAUCGAAAGCCUGAAAUUACUGGUAGAGGAGAAAGAAACGGAAAACGCGAGCCUCAAGAAAGAUCUGACGGAAAUGACGGAGAAGGCGAGGAGGCUGGAAACGAACUGCAACCAGUUGAAAGACGGCCUGGCCCAGGCAUGGGCUCAGUGCGCCGAGUUCGAAGAAAAAUUAAAUCAGACUCUAGAAAUGAGCGAUAACAGCAAAGUUAAUGCCUCGUAUCUGAACAGCACAUCAUCCAACGUGCAUCCUAAAACCAACCAGAGUUUGGACGGGAAUCCAAAUCCGUCGGAUCAAAAUGUAGCGGGAGUUACAGAGCCGAAUAACGGCGGUGCCAGCACAUUGACAGAUAACAGUUACCUAAAAAGCGAUAAUGAGAAUUUGUACAAAGAGCUGCAACAGCUUCUGUCUGGCGAGUCUAGCUUGGACGAAGUUAAGCUGAAAUUACGUCGUUAUUACUCGCUGUGUGAACAAAUGGCUGUAGAGAAGACGCGAUCUGUGACGGACGACGCCACUGUGGACGAGCAACAGGAUGGCGAGGAACAAAAGUCCUUAAAAAAAUCCUUGGAUGACUUACGGGUGGAGAGAGAGUUACUGAGCCAGGAAAUCGAGAAUGUGAUGAAUCAGCGCAAGGAAGAACUGGAAUCUGUGAAGACUGACUCCGCGAAAGAGAUCAACAGAUUGCGUUUGCUAUUGCAGAACCUCAAGGAUGGCGAUGGAAAUUUAAACGAACUCCGAGCCGAACUCGAGGCGCGUCAUGCCAAGGAAAUGGAGGAGCUGAGAACGUACUUCGAACGGAAGUGUUUGCAGAUGGAAAAGCAAUAUUCCGAGGAAGUCUUCAGUCAGCAAUCAAAACGGAUCUCUGACAACGACAGCGAGACCGAAGAGUUGACCGAUGAUCUAUAUUUCGGUGGUGCUGGUGAUUGCUUGAACGUAUCCAAUUCCCGCGCGGCAACACCUGGCGCCAUCGAGGAAUCGCUGAAGAGCAAAAUCCUGGAUGUCGAGAAUCAGGCGUGCCUCGAGCCGGAAUACGAUAACAAUAUCCAGGCGUUGCGACAGGAAUUGGAACACAAAGUGAACGAGGUUCAAAGCAUUAAUGCCGAUUAUACAAGAGCAGUUGAAGAGAAAGAAUUGUACAAAUGUCAACUUCGCGAUCUUGAGGCGAAGCUGGAACGCAUAGCGACUCUUUCUACUAUUCAUCAGUAUUGUCAGACAGAAUGGGAAGCAUUGGAAAUCGGUGAAUUGUCGAGUCUGCGUGACUCGUAUAAUCAUCAAUUGGAAGAGCAAAUCGCGCUAGCUAGACAGGACAUUGUCAACGCUCUUCAAGAACAAUUUCAGGCACUUUUAUCGGUGGAAGCGGACAAAGAAGACAAUUGGCCUGCCGAAUUGUUAGAAUUGCGAGAUAAAUUUACGUCUAAUGCCAAGCAAGAAAUCCAGGAAUUGAAAAAGAUGCAUAACGCUGAAUUGGCUCGCCUGAAAGAUGAACACGAUUGCAUCGUGGCGCGAAUGCUUGAGCAACAUCAGAAGGAAAUCGCCACUGUUCAAGGGAACACUUCGCAUAUGGAUAAUAAUCAAGAAAUUGAUUAUAUUGGAGCAUUAGAAAGUAACAUUACGGAGGAAAGGGAUAAUCUGCGGAGGACAUGCGUGACUUUGAAGAAUCUGAUUGGCGAGUUAGUGAAUUACUUUGCUGUCUGUGAGGAAGAAGUUAACAACACUUUGAUCAACGAGGUUCUAAAAAGGCAGUCAAUAGAGUCCAUCUUAAGCAAUGAAGAAAAUCUAAAGAAGGACGAUAACGCCAUUUUAUCCGAGACGCGACACAAGGACGCGUCCAAUCAGUCAGUUAAGAGAGUGCACUUUGCUCCGCAGUUCAGCAAGAUAAUCUCUAUCGUUAACAGCGACAACAAGACGCUGCAGAGUUUGGUUGAUGAAGAUGUAGACGAGAUACUGAAGAAGGAACUGAAGGCUUGCCUGAAGCGUCUGAAAUCGGAAAGCAAUCAAAUUCUCAAUCUCUCGCUAUUGGCUGGCGAAGACAAAAAUGCAUCACCGUCAAAGGAGAUUCUUUUAGCAAAUAAGAUCAAUGAAGAGCUUUCCGUGAAACUGAAUCAUGCCGAAACUUUGAUAAUGGGUUAUCAAGAGGAAGUGGAACAGUUGAAGUUGCACAUCAUAGAGCUCCAAUGGAAAUUAAUUAACGCGGAGAACAAAAAGGAAGUUAUUACGGAAGGAUAUGGCGAGAGUGAUCUUUCUAGGGGCGACAAUGCGCUGCAAGAUCUUUUGCAGGUGCAAGAAAAAGCCAGGCACGUGUUAUCAAAUGGAGGUGGUGAUACGUCUUAUUUACUGCAAUUAAUAGAGGAGCUGUGCAGGCAGAACGAUAAACUAAUGGACGACGUCAGAAAGGAGAGGGAGGACUUGCAACAACAGGUGCCUUUAGAACCUACUCCUACCCCAUACAUUCACAGGGUUUGCUGCAAAAAGAUUGAAGCGGCGGACAAGAAGUUGCGAGCGACAUGCCGAUUUUUGGACGAUCAAGCGAGCGAACGCGAAAUGGAGCGAGAAGAAGCUGCGAAACAAAUUCGCUUCUUGCAGGAGCAGUUGAAGGAACGCGAGCGCGAGAAAGAGAGAGAUAUGCGUAUCAGUUCUGAGCAGUCUGAGCUAUCAUCUGAAACAACAGACAUCCCUGAGCUUCAGUCGACUGACAUCAAUGCAGCUGUGGAGGCUCUCGAGUCUCAGAUGCGAGAGAUGUCGUCGUUGAUGUCCGACACGGAGGCGAAGAAGUCGGAGAAGGAGAGCGAGCUGAAGGCUGCGAUAGACAAGAUACGGCUCUUGCGCGAUAUUAUUACUGAUCUGGAGCAACAACUGCAAGUCAAGGCCGAAAGGGAGGAAUCCCUGCAACUGCAGAUCAGUCAACUCGAGACCGUAGUAAUUGCGCAAACGAAGAACCAGCAGGAAUUGGUUCAGGAGUUGGACGCUAUCAAAUCCGGCAGUGAGAGCAGGCAUCUGAACGAGCAAAUUAAUCAUUUGCAGGAGGAACUUAGCAAACAUAAAUUAAGCUCAGAGCACUUCAACGGCAAUUCGUCCGUGCUGAAGCAGAUGAAGGCGGAACUUCACGAGAUGCAAAAUCAACUGGACAAGAGAAUUCGAGAGCUGGAGUCGGCGCACAUGUGUGGUUCGAAUCUGAGCCUGAGUCAGCCGAGUGAGGACGUCUCGAUCAGGGAACAGAUUGACGCGACAAGGUGCCUGACCCCGGAUGAUCCCUCCGCACCACCGAUGUUGCCGCUGAAUCAAGUGCUCAAGCUGAAGGACAAGAUGCUGAAACACGCGCGCGCGGAGGACGUCGCCUUCAAGAGAAUCAAAGAUCUGGAGAUGCAACUGACCACGAUGAAGAAUCAGAACGAGGAGCUGUUAGCGGAACAGGAGAUCCUUCAACAGACGGCAUCCGAGCAAUUGUAUCAGAUUGAAGCGAUGCGCGGCCGCUUGGAGCAGCACAAACAGAGCGCCCCGUUUGCUCAGAAACAAGCAACGUCUCGGCUGGAAUUGCAAUUGCAUGAGGCUACUGCGAAGUAUCAUUCUCUAGAGCAAACCAUUACCAACAGGGAGAUGGAGCUGAAAGAGCUGAGAGCCCAGCUUGAGCGGGCUACUCAGUUGCUGACGGAAAAGGAAACGGAAAUGGAGAAUCUCGUACAGUCCGAGAACGACACGCUGCAGAAGCUGAAAGAUCAGCUGAAGCUCGUCCAAGAUCAGCUGAAGCUCGUUCAGGAGGAAAAGAAAACGCUACAAAUAAAGCUGGGAACGCAGGAGCAUACCCAGCAAGAGCUGCCACAACUGAUCGAUACUAUAUUGGCCGACAAGAAUGAGGAAAUCGAUCAUCUGAAGGAGCAACUAUCCAAAAAAGAGAAACAGCUGAACGUCUAUUCAUCGCUCGCUUUGGACGACACGCAACUGAAGGAGCUGACGAGACAGGCGGAGGCCAAGAACAGCGCGCGUACCCUGAGCGACAUUCUCUCCAUUCAUUCAGAAUGCGAGGAACUGCCUGAAGCUAUACGAGCGAUCAACGUGACGCACGCGACGUCGCACAUCUCCAGCUUCAAAAUUCCUGCGUCAAGGAACACGUUAAACACAAACAGUUUUAAUCCAAUGGAAGCGUCUUUGCCCGAUACCGAAAAGAUGAGUACGCAUGUGCCGCCGUUAGAUCUGGAUUCCCACACGCACAGUUUCAGUAAUGAUGUCCGCCAUCCGGAGAUAGAGCUGCAGAACACUGAAGGCGAAUCCAAAUUAUCGUCGCCCAAGAACAACGAUAGCGAAGAUUCUCAACAAGCCGAAGAAUUACUCAAUGAGAAACUGAAGGAGAUUGAAAAUCUGUCGAAUCAACUACAAAUUCUGCAACAAGAAUUGGAGAUAAAAUCCGAUCUUUUGAGCAAGUAUGAGGUGGAGUUGGCCUCCUUACAGAAGCAGUAUCAGAACUUGCAGGAUGAAUCCAAGGAAGCCAUGGAGAACUUGGUGCGAGACAAGAAUUUCUACAAGGGUCAGUACGAGCUGGCCCAGGCUUCGGAAAGCAAAAUAAAAAAAGAUUUAGAGGAAGUGGAGAAUAUUCUCAAACUGAAGGUAGACGAGCUUGAGGAUCACAAAGGCAGAAUGCAAGUGAACGAGAGGAUCAUCACCGAGUUAAACACGGAGAACACGAAGCUGAAAAAGGAGAUGGAGAAGGAUCGGACGAAGAGGAACAACUCCCUGCAGGAGAGGACGCAGGAGUUGGAGACGUUUAAGGAACUUAUCCUGGAGAAGGACAUCGCAUUGGAGACCCUGAAGACACGCAACAUCGAGAUCGAGAAUGAAAACAAGCAGUUGUACGACUUCAAGACAAUAGUUCAUGCACGCGAGCGUGAAAUUGCCGAGCUGCAGGAUAAGAUUCUGCGGCUGACGGACGGUCUGAACAGUCGUGACCAGAUAAUCCGUAAGCUAGAGGAAAUGGCAAAGCGGAGCGAGGCACAGUCGGACGUGUCGUCGCCGUCGAGCCACAGUAACAAGGACGAAGAGAUCCAGCAUCUGCAGGAAUUCCUGAAGGAGAAGGACAAGGUUAUCAGGCAGAUGAGCGAUGACAGCAAGAGCCUGCAACGUGCGCUGGAGACGAUUCAAAACAAGAUGAAAGAGUCGGGCAACAUCGUGGAGCUGAGAAAAAAGUUAAAGGAGGAGCGCAGGUGGAACACGGAACUGAAGAAUAUGGUGCAGAUACUGCAAAAGGAAUUGGAACAGACGGAAACCUCCACGCAGCAAGACGACAGCGACAUCGAGGAUAUGGUCCAGCGAGAACUCAAUCUCUCCGCGCGAUUAGAUCAGCAAAUUCUGGAGGUGAUCAAAGAUGAUACCGAACAGGCCGUGGCGGGAGCGUCGGGAGACCAUCAGCGUUCGUUGAACGACGUCCGUCGAGACAACGAGAUGCUGAAGAGGCUGAAGGAUAAUCUGGAAAUCGAGCAAGACAUCAUGAAACACCAGAUCGCCGAGUACGAAGAACGUAUUCUGCAACUGAAGGCUGAUUUGACGGAGGAGACGAAAAAAGUAGUCAAACUUGACAAAGAACUUGUGUCUGAGAAGAAUGUAACGAAAUUCCUGAGACUGCAGAUAGACGAGCAUCGUCGGUCAACAGAAAUGGGGCAAGUCCAGGACACUGAACUAAUCGAAUUCCUACAGACGAAACUGAAGACGACACUGGAGAACGAAGAAAAGCUUCGCAAUGAUCUAUUCUUGAUGGGACAACACCAGAUCGUGUUAGAAUCGCAGUUGACGUCCAUGAAAAAAUUAAUAGAAGCCGAGAAUGCAAGCAGAAACAUGCAAAUGUUUACGGCAACCGCGCGUGAUGGACCGGAUAGUACGAUAUCGGAUGGUAAGACACGGAGGACGAGUGGAAAUCUUGAGGAAAGUCGCGAGAAUAAUGCCGAACUGCGGGAGAACAUAAGGCGAUUGGAGGUUGAAAUGAGCAAAUACGAGAAGCGGCUGGAAAUUGCGACGGAGGAACGAGAGAAUUUGAUCAAGAGUCUAGCGUUAGUCAACAGACAGAAGGAUAUCUCGGAGACGAAUUUGCAAAGAACCAUGGAGGAAUUAAAGGCGCGAGAAGACAGAUGCGACUAUCUGCAGAAACAGCUGAGAAUGUUGACCGAAAUUGAGAGUAAAAAACAGGAGCAACGUGACGCUGAACUGCACGAGAUGAAAGGAUUACGCAAGGAGAUCAACGUCGCCCGAGAAGCAAAGAUAAAUCUGGAGGCCGACAUAAAGCCCACGAAAAAAGAACUGAAGGAUUCGUUAGACCGAGAACUGAAACUCGCACAGACGGUGGAAUCCCUGAAGGAGCGAGAGGCGGAACUCAAUUCACGACUGGCGUACUCGAGAGAAAAAGAGAGAAAACUGAAAGAUUUAAUUGAGGAACUGCAGCCGAAUUCGAAGUCCUUCGCCAUCGAAGUAGAGGAAGACGUGAGGAACAAACUGCCGAGUACCACGGAUGUCCCGGCGAAAAAUUUCGUGCGAAAAAUCAAAGAGCUAAAUGAAGUGAUCGAGAAAUAUGCUGCUGAUAAGAAUAAUCUCCAAGAUAAGCUUUGCAAGAUGAAGGUAGAUCGGACAUUGUUGACGCAACGUGUGAAAUUGCUCGAAGGAGAGAUGAAGAGAUUGAAAGGCACGCAGGCCUCAAACCAGCAGACAGUUCCUGCCGAGAAGCUACAAACAUUCUACGGCAAAUAUCUACGAUCGGAGAGUAGACGGAAAUCAUUGGCGUACCAGAAGAAGUAUUUACUGUGCAUUGUCGGUAGUUACCAAUAUUGUGAGAACAACACGUUGUACAUGCUUGCGCAAUUGACUCAGAGUGAACGAACGCACACACGAUUAUCGCGCGACAAGAAGGUGCGCUUGCGAAUCGUCACUUUGGUGAUAAUCAGUAUUCACAGGAUGAAGUGGUUGAUUCGCCGUUGGCGAACAGGAAAACGCGUGGGCGCCAACGUUAUCAUGGGCGGUAUCGAUCAACUGUUCGAAUUGUCGCCUAUCAAAACGGCGGCAUCGAAUCAUUCUCCACCUGUGAGAGACAGAGCAACGCAUGGAAGUAGUGGGCGAAGCGGUUUGAUCGAACAGUAUUAUCAGCAAGUAAAACAUUUUCAAGAGACAGUCGACUUAGCCAUGUUGGAGUCCGGAACUAGUCAUAUUAUCACAGAAUAACAUUAUAUGUAUAUUUUUAGGAUAUUUUUAUUUUAUUUUUAGUAGUGUGGAAUAUACUUGUACAGAAUUAGCGUUAGGCGAGUAUCGUAUAAUCGCUGAAACAUUAUACAGGCCGUGUUUUUUAAAAUAAUUUAUUAACGACGCAUGAUUAAAUUUAUAGAUCUUCGAACAUCGAUACGGAUUCAUAAAUCGAUAAGUUAUUUUUGCAUCUUUGAGAAAUCUAAAAGUGUUAAUGUUUGAAUAACAGUUUCACUCUUGAAUGAUAAAAUUAUUGAAUUGUCAGUCAUCCCAAAAAUUUGUGACGUCUUAUUCGGAUGUUAUUUGAUUCUUCAUAUGUUCUAUAUAUUUAAUGUCAUUGAAUUUUUGAACAAUUAGAUUAUUUAGCUCUGCUUUAUCUUUUAUCUUUCCUCCAUUUUUAAUAAGCACGUCCUGUAUUUUGUAUUAAAAUUGCAGUCGCCAAUGAUCGAUCUGCAUGGGAUUUCUAUUUCCGUUCGACUGCACGGUUUACAUCACUGAUUGGUCAUUCGCAGUCUUAAAGAAGAAACUGUAAAUUUCGUCAGUUCGAUCGGGAAUAAUUAAAACUGGGCAUUUACAUGAAGUUUAUGAUAGACUACUGGUUUUAUAUAUUGUUUUUAUUUCGUCAAAUUGCAACUCGAUGCGUGCGAGACCUUUGAAAUUCAUAAAAUCAUGAAAUUCUCUUAUCGAUUACAUGGUGUCAUCUACGAAUCGUGAAAAACCAGGUAUCGCCAAUAAAAGGAACGUGUGUAAAAUAAGAUUUAGGGUUGUAAGACAUACAAGAGGCUUUUAUCGAUUAUUAAGAAAUAAAAGCAAUUUCUGCGGUUUAAGUAAGGAGACGUUAAACUAAAUAUUGCUUUUAUUUUUACGAUAGUCUAGUGUACGUUAUAUACAUAUAUAUUGUAGGUAGUAUAAAUAUGUGAAUCUUUUACGCCUGUGCCUUGUACGCCGCGAAGCGCGUCCAUUAUUUAUUUACCAAUAGAUUGUAAUAAGCUUUUUAUAUAUCGCGAAUUGCACAUGUAAUGUGAACAUUUUUCCUGUAAUAAAGAGAAUCUUUUAA
This is a messenger RNA of Ooceraea biroi (clonal raider ant), 10538 nucleotides long. Its product is annotated as A-kinase anchor protein 9. The record is from RefSeq and is a predicted model, not a curated record. NCBI's taxonomy places the organism in Eukaryota, Metazoa, Arthropoda, Insecta, Hymenoptera, Formicidae. Gene Ontology annotation, molecular function: molecular adaptor activity. Gene Ontology annotation, biological process: signal transduction.